AUGGACAUGAGCGGCAUGGACGGCAUGUCCAGCGACAACAGCAGCAGCAUGUCCAUGACCAUGGAAAUGGUUUUCGCCAACGCACGCAACACGCCUCUGUUUUCGAAAUCGUGGGCACCAUCAAGUACAGGCGGCUACGCCGGAACAUGCAUCUUCCUCAUCGUCUUAGCCGUUAUCAGCAGACUCAUGGUCGCCUACCGAGCUCGCCUAGAGCAGUCAUGGCACGACAAGGCUAUGAAUCGGAGGUAUAUCAUGGUUGCUGGGCAGCAGGCGGAGCCGGAUCGUGAGAGGCAGGCUAUUGGGAAGGGCGGGGAGAAGGUUGAGGAGGCUGUGUUGACCGCGAACGGGCUAGACGAGAGGGUCAAGGUUAUCAAGUCUGCGAGACGAGGGCUUGAGGGCAAGCCAUGGCGCUUCACCACUGAUCUGCCUCGUGCCUCUUUGUACACGGUCGAUGCUGGUGUCAAGUACUUGCUCAUGCUUGCGGUCAUGACGAUGAACGUUGGCUAUUUCCUGUCUGUCCUCGGCGGCUUGUUCCUAGGCGAAUUGGCUGUCGGACGGUACAUUGCCACCGAGGAUGGCCACCACUGA
Messenger RNA from Recurvomyces mirabilis, 588 nucleotides. RefSeq lists its product as uncharacterized. NCBI's taxonomy places the organism in Eukaryota, Fungi, Ascomycota, Dothideomycetes, Mycosphaerellales, Teratosphaeriaceae. The transcript has 2 exons. Gene Ontology annotation, cellular component: plasma membrane. Gene Ontology annotation, biological process: copper ion transmembrane transport. Bases 1 to 588 code for a protein of 195 amino acids. The record is from RefSeq and is a predicted model, not a curated record. Gene Ontology annotation, molecular function: copper ion transmembrane transporter activity.